Molecule: messenger RNA, 984 nt
Organism: Talaromyces amestolkiae
Lineage: Eukaryota; Fungi; Ascomycota; Eurotiomycetes; Eurotiales; Trichocomaceae
Exons: 3
Coding region: 1-984 (327 amino acids)
Biological process (GO): carnitine transmembrane transport; mitochondrial transport
Cellular component (GO): mitochondrial envelope
Molecular function (GO): O-acyl-L-carnitine transmembrane transporter activity
Source: RefSeq, a predicted model, not a curated record
AUGUCGACCUCCACAACAGAGACCAACGAGGGAGUCCUCGCCCCUGCCAAACAGCCCGCUUCCUCCCAAGGUCUCGCGCAAAUCCGAUCGUUCGUUGCUGGCGGUGUAGGCGGUAUCUGCGCUGUGGUCAUCGGCCACCCCUUCGAUCUCGUCAAAGUGCGCAUGCAGACAGCCGAAAAGGGUGUUUAUACUGGCGCGAUAGAUGUGGUGAAGAAGACAAUUGCGAGGGAAGGGUUAGCGAGGGGGCUGUAUGCCGGUGUGUCGGCGCCGUUGGUUGGUGUCACACCUAUGUUCGCCGUGAGUUUCUGGGGCUACGAUCUAGGCAAAACGCUCGUCAGCUCAUUAUCCACUGUCCCUGUCCACAACAACACCCCUCAAUACAGCAUAGCCCAAAUCUCCGCCGCAGGCGCCUUCUCCGCUCUACCCAUGACACUCAUCACCGCCCCCUUUGAGCGCGUCAAAGUCCUUUUACAGAUUCAGGGUCAAAACCCGCCUCCCGCCGGCCAGAAACCCAAAUACUCGGGUGGUGUCGAUGUCGUGCGUCAAUUGUACAAGGAAGGCGGUCUCCGCAGCGUGUUUCGCGGUUCGGCAAUGACGCUGGCUCGUGACGCGCCCGGUUCAGCGGCCUAUUUCGCUGCGUACGAAUAUAUUAAACGCUCGCUCACACCCAAGGAUGCCGAUGGCAACGUUACGGGCGACUUGUCCCUGACCGCGGUCGUGACGGCUGGUGGUGCGGCAGGUAUUGCCAUGUGGAUCCCCGUUUUCCCAGUUGAUACGAUCAAGUCAAGGUUGCAGUCUGCUUCCGGCAAAGUGACUAUUGGCGGUACGAUUAGGUCUAUUCAUGCUAGUGGAGGAUUCAAGGCUUUCUUCCCUGGUUUUGCGCCCGCGUUGGCGAGAGCUGUGCCUGCUAAUGCUGCUACUUUCCUCGGUGUGGAAUUGGCGCACAAAGCCAUGAACAAGGUCUUUGAUGGAUCGAGCGAUUGA